Messenger RNA from Neurospora tetraspora, 841 nucleotides. RefSeq lists its product as uncharacterized. The coding region runs from base 87 to 749 and encodes 220 amino acids. The record is from RefSeq and is a predicted model, not a curated record. Gene Ontology annotation, cellular component: mitochondrion. Lineage: Eukaryota; Fungi; Ascomycota; Sordariomycetes; Sordariales; Sordariaceae. Gene Ontology annotation, biological process: autophagy of mitochondrion. The transcript is spliced from 2 exons.
AUUCCAGACCUUCUGUGAACCAACCAUUUCCAUCUCACAUCGACUUUCCUCAUCUUCCUCCGUUCGUUGACGGCCAGGUCGCCAUCAUGACUACGAGAGGCGUUUCCGUCCUCAAGUUUGUAGGGACUGUGUCCCUCGGCCUCCUAACAGGCGUUUCUUUCACCCUCUCGACCCUCACCAUUCCCGCUCUCCUGACCCUCCCCUCCGCAAACGAUGCCGCGCGCGCGCUCGAAUCGCUAUCCACCUCGGCCAAGAAGCACCUGCGCACACUGAGCACCGUCUCGGGCUCCGCCUUCGCCCUCGCCUACUACCUCUCCCCGCGCGCCUACCGCCACCCGUACCUGAUCUACACCUCGCUGCUUGUGUUCGGCUCCCGCUUCAUCACCUCGGGCUUCUUCGGCCCUUACUUCAGCUUCAUCACCCCCGCCGUCCCCGCCUCGUUCUCGUCCGGCAUGUCCUCCGUCUCGUUCGUGACCGCCCGCAGCAGCCAGCAGAAGAAGAAGACCAGCACGCCGCGCGGCUUGGAGGCUAGCUACGAGGUUCUCGGUGAUCCUUCCCACAGCGAGUCGGGCUCGGAAGAUGUCGAGGAGGAGCUGGCUAAUGUCAAUGGCGAGGAGGUCCGCGCUAACGUGGAGGUGUUCUUGAAGAAGAACAUUGUCCAGAGCGCUGUGGCUGGCGUUGCGUUCUUGAUGUCGGUUGUCGGCAUCUGGGGCGAUGGGCUGGGACAGCGGACUAUUGUCAUUGCUUGAAGUGAUGACUAGGGAAUGCGGAAGAGAUUGGUUGCUUGGGUGCAACCAUCUGAAGAGGUGAGAAACCAAGGGGGAACAACAGAUAAUGCUCA